Gastrolobium bilobum is the source of this 1329-nucleotide messenger RNA. RefSeq names its product probable sodium/metabolite cotransporter BASS5, chloroplastic. The record is from RefSeq and is a predicted model, not a curated record. Gene Ontology annotation, cellular component: membrane. Bases 1 to 1329 code for a protein of 442 amino acids. The transcript has 9 exons. NCBI's taxonomy places the organism in Eukaryota, Viridiplantae, Streptophyta, Magnoliopsida, Fabales, Fabaceae.
AUGAAUUUAAGUAGGGUGAAGCUGUUGCAUAAUGUUAAUUGCUCGCAUCUCUCACUCUUCCAUGUUCGAAAACCACCAAUUUUUCUACGAUUCGGGACCAACAUCUCUUCUCCAUUGUCGAUUCGAUUGCAUUCACACUUCCCAUACGGGAACACCAAACUUUCUCUCAAAUGUGCACCGUUAAACUCUUCGGAUUCCCUCGCACCCGAUCCGCUCCCCAUUCACCCUUCCGACCCGACGACCCAUAUGGUGAAUCAAAAUUCAAUGUCUAUUCUGAAGAUUCUGAAGCAAUCAAAUUCAUUUCUGCCUCAUGCAGUCCUUGCUAGUACACUGCUAGCUCUAAUCUUCCCACCUUCUUUAACAUGGUUUACUAGCAGAUACUAUGCACCUGCCCUAGGUUUUUUAAUGUUUGCAGUUGGGGUUAAUUCAAGUGAAAAGGACUUCCUUGAGGCAUUUAACAGGCCAGCAGAAAUUGCCACUGGUUAUGUUGGCCAGUUUGUUGUGAAGCCUCUUCUUGGAUAUCUGUUUUGCAUAAUUUCAGCGACUGUAUUUGGUCUACCGACAGCAAUAGGCGCAGGAAUGGUAUUGGUAGCUUGUGUUAGUGGAGCCCAGCUCUCAAAUUAUGCUACUUUUCUAACAGACCCCCAGAUGGCACCAUUAAGCAUAGUUAUGACAUCGCUGUCCACUGCUUCUGCGGUUUUUGUCACGCCACUCUUGUUACUGUUGCUCAUUGGGAAAAGACUGCCUGUAGAUGUAAAAGGAAUGGUGUUUAGCAUUUCACAGAUUGUGGUGGCACCUAUUACAGUUGGCCUGCUUCUAAACUGCUUCUUUCCCCAUAUUCGUAAUGCUAUUCGACCAUUUUUGCCUCCACUAUCGGUAUUGGUUGCAGCUAUUUGUGCUGGAGCACCAGUGGCUAUUAACAUUGAGUCUAUUUAUUCCCCCUUUGGCGUUGCUAUCCUUUUUCUUGUUGUUGCUUUUCAUUUGUCAUCUUUUAUAGCUGGUUAUAUCUUAAGUGGAUUUGUCUUGCGUGAUUCUCCUGAUGUGAAGGCACUACAACGAACAAUUUCCUUAGAGACAGGAAUGCAAAGUGGCCUCCUUGCCCUGGCUCUUGCUAAUAAGUUCUUCGAAGAUCCAGUAGUGGGUAUGCCUCCUGCAGUUUCUACUGCAAUUAUGGCUUUGAUGGGAUUUGGUCUUGUCCUGAUUUGGGCCAAAGGAGGAAAUAAUGAGACAAACACAGCGCCUGAAAGUGAUGGCGGCAACUCUAGCGAUGACGAAAGCUACAACAGUGAUGGCACUGGCAGCUCUGCUGGUGGCCGUGAUUUAAAGUGA